Molecule: messenger RNA, 880 nt
Organism: Anolis sagrei ordinatus
Lineage: Eukaryota; Metazoa; Chordata; Lepidosauria; Squamata; Anolidae
Gene: MIP
Product: major intrinsic protein of lens fiber
Biological process (GO): transmembrane transport; water transport
Cellular component (GO): apical plasma membrane; plasma membrane
Molecular function (GO): water channel activity
Source: RefSeq, a predicted model, not a curated record
ACUGUCCUACUGGCACUGAAGACCACCUUCUCCUGCCCGGCCAUGUGGGAGGCACGCUCAUCCUCCUUCUGGAGGGCUAUCUUUGCUGAGUUCUUUGGCACAUUGAUCUAUGUACUUUUUGGGCUGGGGGCCUCGUUGCGUUCGAUCAUGGGCCCCUUGAACAUUUUGCAAGUGGCCCUGGCCUUUGGUUUAGUGGCAGCCACUAUGGUGCAGUCUAUUGGCCACGUGAGUGGGGCCCACAUCAACCCAGCUGUCACCGUGGCCUUCUUGCUGAGCGCUCAACUUUCCAUCUUCCGUGCUGUCUUCUAUGUGGCUGCCCAGGUGCUGGGAGGAGUGGCCGGUGCGGCUGUGCUUUAUGGAAUUACGCCAGUGGCAAUGAGGGGUAACUUGGCCCUCAACACGAUACACCCCAGUGUAAAUGUAAGCCAGGCCACUGUCGUGGAGAUCUUCCUGACCCUGCAGUUUGUCCUCUGCAUCUUCGCUACUUAUGACGAGAGACAUGACGGGCGCAUGGGAUCUGUGGCACUGGCUGUGGGACUCUCCCUCACUCUUGGACACCUCUUUGGGAUGCACUACACUGGAGUUGGCAUGAACCCCGCUCGUUCCUUUGCACCAGCUAUCAUCACCCGUAACUUCGUCAACCACUGGGUGUUUUGGGUUGGACCAGUCAUUGGUGGUGUGCUGGGUGGCUUCUUGUAUGACUUCAUCCUCUGCCCUCGGAGGCGCGGAAUCUCAGAGCGCUUGUCUAUCCUCAAAGGAGAACACCAAAUUGAAACCCGUGCACCCCCAGAACCUCCUGGAGAACCUGUUGAGCUGACAACGCAAGCAUUAUAAAAAUUGUGAUUCAGUCUCUAUCUCAAAAGAAAAGCAACCCCCUACA